Molecule: messenger RNA, 1732 nt
Organism: Centropristis striata (black sea bass)
Lineage: Eukaryota; Metazoa; Chordata; Actinopteri; Perciformes; Serranidae
Exons: 11
Coding region: 42-1373 (443 amino acids)
Biological process (GO): protein transport; small GTPase-mediated signal transduction; vesicle-mediated transport
Cellular component (GO): cytoplasm
Molecular function (GO): Rab GDP-dissociation inhibitor activity
Source: RefSeq, a predicted model, not a curated record
ACUCAGUGAGGCAGUGAGACAUAAGUGGAGAGACUGUCAGGAUGGAUGAAUAUGAUAUUAUUGUGCUUGGAACCGGCCUUAAGGAAUGUGUCCUUUCUGGUUUAUUGUCUCAAAGUGGGAAAAAGGUUCUUCACAUUGACAGGCAUCCUUACUAUGGAGGAGCGAGUGCAUCCAUUUCUCCUCUUGAGGAGAUGUACAAGAAGUUUAAGGUCCCAGGUCCUGAUAAGUCUAUGGACCGAGGAAAAGAGUGGAACAUCGACCUGAUCCCCAAAUUUUUUCUUACCAAUGGUGAGCUGGUGAAAAUCUUAGUCCACACUGAGGUGACUCGGUACAUGGACUUCAAAGUCGUUGAAGGCAGCUACAUAUACAAGGCAGGCAAACUGCACAAAGUCCCUGGCACAGAGGAAGAAGCAAACACUUCAGAUCUGAUGGGCAUGUUUGAUAAGAGGAGGUUCAGGAAGCUGCUGCUGUUUGCUCUGAACUUUGAUCUGAGAAACCCUCGGACCUACCAGGACGUGGAUCCUGCAAAAACGACCACGCGGGACCUCUUCUGUCGCUUCGACCUGGGCCUUGAUGUCAUGGAGUUCACAGGCCAUGCUAUUGCAUUACACAGCAGUGACAGUUACCUGGACCAGCCGUGUGGGGAAACCAUCCGACGGAUCAGACUAUACUCUGAGUCUCUGUCCCGCCAGAACAACAACCCGUACAUCUACCCCCUGUUCGGGCUGCGCGAACUACCACAAGGAUUUGCCAGGCUGAGUGCAGAGUACGGAGGAACCUUCCUCUUCAACAGAGCGGUGGACGAGCUUGUGAUGGAGAACGGCAAAGUGAAAGCUGUAAAAUCUGAGGGCAAGCUGUUCCACUGUAAACAGCUCAUUUGUGACCCCAGCUACGUUCCUCAUCGAGUAAGGAAAGUUGGGCGUGUGAUAAGAGCCAUCUGUUUAUUAAAUCAUCCAGUUAAAAACACCCAUGAGGCCCACUCCUGUCAAAUCGUCAUCCCUCAAACGCAACUCAACAGGAAAUCUGACAUUUACAUAACUGUAGUGUCCUAUCAUCACAAUGUGGCCUCAGACGGGAUGUAUACCGCCACAGUGAGCACGACUGCAGAAACCACCACUCCAGAGAAAGAAGUUCAGCCAGGCCUGGAGCUUCUCGAACCCAUCAUGCAAAAAUUUGUAAAAGUCAGCCACAUGCUGGUUCCCAACGAUGACGGAAAGAAGAAUCAGAUAUUUGUGUCCCGCUCGUAUGAUGCAAUAAACCACUUUGAGGCUGAUUGUGAGGACAUCAAAGACAUGUACCAGCGGAUCACAGGAGUAGAGCUCUGCAUCAGAGGGUCAGAGAGACAUCGGUCGCACACCUCUGAUGAUGACUGACUCAACAUUAGGACCAAAUAAUUCAACAGCUGGGAGGCCAUAAUGACAUUACCGAUGAUUAUACAGAUUACACAGCUGUAAAGCAGAGGGUGUCGUAUGCAGCAUGUAGAGAUGAUUGUGAGUUGAAUGUCUAGUCUGUUUGUGAUAAUUUCUCAUUUUUGUUAAACCUUGUAAAACAUGGUGCUCCUGAGUAAGUUUGAAAAGCAUCUUUUUCUUUUCUGCAAUUGCAGUGUUUUGGUAUGAGACAAUAUGAUGCUCUGUAAACAUCAAUACAACUUUUUGUGUGAGUUUUUCUGUUUUUAUUUUUUAUAUCACCGAGUAAAAUCCUGAGCACACUGGCAUUUGUGAUUCUAAAUAAC